AUGCCACAUUUAGAUACUGCCCAAGAAUGGCUCACACAAUCUUCGCUGUUGUUGAAAGCACAUCCUAGUACCGUACCCACCAAACCACGCCUACCCAAACCGACCUCCACCCCCCAACCCUCCACCUCCGCAAAACCAGAAUCUCAACCCCGCGGUACCCUCACCCUCACAACCUUCAACCCCCACUCCGGCGUAAACCUCAAAUACACCACCAACAAAGCUGCAGAAGUAUCGCGCCUCAUACAAAUUAUGGGACGACUCGGAAAGCUCAUGUGCGGAUUACCCGAGACGGAGGAGAAAGAGGGGUUGGGGGAGAUUAAUAUGGCUGAGGCGCCGGCAGAGGAGGAAGUGGAUGAGAAGAAGGAUGCUGGAAAGGGUCAAGCGCAAACACAGACGCAACCACAAGGUGGAAAGGGAAAGAAGAAGAAGGGGAAGAAAUGA
Botrytis fragariae is the source of this 441-nucleotide messenger RNA. Its product is annotated as putative wd repeat protein. Gene Ontology annotation, biological process: SRP-dependent cotranslational protein targeting to membrane. Lineage: Eukaryota; Fungi; Ascomycota; Leotiomycetes; Helotiales; Sclerotiniaceae. Gene Ontology annotation, cellular component: signal recognition particle, endoplasmic reticulum targeting. The record is from RefSeq and is a predicted model, not a curated record. The transcript has 2 exons. The coding region runs from base 1 to 441 and encodes 146 amino acids.